Messenger RNA from Malus domestica (apple), 450 nucleotides. NCBI's taxonomy places the organism in Eukaryota, Viridiplantae, Streptophyta, Magnoliopsida, Rosales, Rosaceae. The record is from RefSeq and is a predicted model, not a curated record.
AUGAAUGUGAGCAUACCAAUAUCAGUCUCCCAUAUGAACGCCUCUGCUGCCGCCAGCUACACCUCCCCGCUAGCUGACGUGGUGAACUCGAACAACACCCUCGAAGCCAUAAGCGGCGAUGUGGAAAUGAUUGAGAAGUUCUUCGACGAGCCGUCGGUGUUCGUCUUCUUCAUCAACCCCACAAUCGGUACCAAAGUCGCGGAGCUGACGAUCGUGAGCUCGGUGGUGAAGCUGGAGUCGCAGCACUUGGCGCAAAUAGCGAAACAGGUGCAGAAGUUGACGGGGGUGAAUAAUAUGAGGAUCAAGAUGGAGAUUGAUUCGAGCCUGGUAGCGGGGUUCACGGUGAGGUACGGGCAGUCGGGGUCGAAGCUUAUUGACUUGAGCGUGAAGAAGCAGCUGGAGGAGAUUGCAGCGGAGCUUGAUUUGGGUGACAUUAAGCUCAAUUUAUAA